This is a messenger RNA of Phanerochaete carnosa HHB-10118-sp, 2944 nucleotides long. RefSeq lists its product as uncharacterized. Bases 309 to 1109 code for a protein of 266 amino acids. The transcript has a single exon. NCBI's taxonomy places the organism in Eukaryota, Fungi, Basidiomycota, Agaricomycetes, Polyporales, Phanerochaetaceae. The record is from RefSeq and is a predicted model, not a curated record.
AAAGAGUCAUUUCUGACCAGGAGUAAAUUCAGAGCCAAGAAUCGAAAUAUAAUGCUAAGGUCGAGGCCGUCCAGGCUGAGCACAAUAAACUUCUCGAGGAGGCCUUCAGCCGUGCUAAGGUCUGCCCCUCUUCAUGCUGCUCUGACCUUCGUUAACGCUGGCAGUAGAGCGACGCUGGAGCAGUUCAUAGCCAGGAGUUACAGGCUUUGCGUGCUCAAUCUCAAGAGGCUAUUGAGCAGCUCCGUACUGCGCACCAGUCGACCGUAGAGAGUCUCAAGAACGAGCACGCUGCCGCUCACGGAACACAGAUGACGCAGUUCGAGAAGCAAAUCGGCAGCCAGAACCUAGAGCUCAACGCCACACGUGAGGACCUCGCAAAGGCGAAGUCUGCGCACGCCUCCAUUACGCGAGAGCUGGAGAUAACGAAAGCGCAGCUGGAUGAAACUCGGCAGCUCCUACAAACCUUGGACAAAUCCGACAAGGAUGUCGCUAUAACUCGCCUCACUCAAGAUCUGGCCAACCUUCGUGAAGAACACAGUGCUCUGCAGGACAUGCUUAUGGCUCAGAAUGAUACGCUGCGCCAGGUCACGAACAAUCAUACGACCGAGCUCGAGGAAGCUGCGAAGCACCGUGCUGAGGAGGUCACGAAGCUGCGCGCUGCGCACCAGGACGAGAUCGACACUCUCAUGAAGGAUAGGACCGAACUGUCCGUCCAGCUGUCUGACCUCCAGGGAGAGCUGGCUACUCUCAAGGCAACGCUGGAGGAGACCCAGACCGCUACGCGGACCAACGGGACGACGCACGAGCGGUCAUCGAACGUUACCAAAGAGGACCUCCAGAAGAUGCACGAGGCGCACAACCUUAAACUUUACGACCUGCAGGCAGAGCAUGAUCGCGCCAUGCGUGCACUCAAGGAGGAGCUCGAAGCGGUCCUCAACAAGGCUGACGAGCUGAACCAAGAGGUCGCGCGGAAGGCGAUGGAGAUUCAGUAUCUCGAGCAGGAGCAAGAGGAGAGCCAAGAUCAAAUCACACGGUAUGUUAAGGUUUUCGGCUUCAAGAGUUUUCUUGCUGCCUGCGCUGCUCUGGCCAUUAUUUACGGACUAUCUUAAACCUUGCACACAUUCUCUUCUGUCCUGAUCGCGCUCCUUUCUAGCUGCCUUUAUUUUGGACCUUUAAUUUAUUUAGAUAUUGUGUUUGCGUCUUCUUUGAACCCACACCGUCGUCGCUCCUUUCGAUAUCGCUCAUCCAAUCUUCUACAGACUGAAGGCAGACAACGACCACCUGCUUGAGCAGUUCAAGGCCAAGGAAUAAGCAUGAAGGACGCCCUGACAAAACAAUCUAGCCUCGCGGAUUCCAUCACUUUGCAACGUUUCAAAGUUCCACGAACACGCUCAGAAGGCGCCUUCAAGAAUCAUGGUCGGACGGUCAGAUGCACCCAGCCUCUCUACUUUUCUUCACGGACUCCACAUUUAUAUCUUUGUAGCACAAAUUCACUGCUAAUCUCAGGCGAAUUUGUGUUCCUCGUUUCUCUUCUGUCUCCGCUCUCAUGUUUGUCAAACUGUUGUCCGCAUCGUAUACCCCGCAAUAAUUCAUGCCAUGCAGUCAGCUCUACAUAUCGAUUCGCCACUCUAGAUCAGCGGUAUUAAGACGAGCAGAAGUAUGUCAAGCAGCCCAUUAAGCGUGAGGUGUCCUAAAACCAACCAAGCAACCCGAGUAAAGAACGUAAGACCCAGUUAGUCUAUGUACUGUAGCAUGCCUCUAGAGUGGAGAUUAGGGAGGUGUUUCCGCACGAAGGAACCGACGUCCUGCAUGUGUUCGACGGCCGUAUGCCACACCGCAACCUUGACCGCGACAGUACUAAGCGCCUUGAAAGUAUCCUGGAGGAGCAAUCGCUCCAUGCGCGCCCAAUUGUGUCCGAAAAGCGUUCCGAGAAGUCUGACCUCGAACGUGACGUUUUCUAGUUUCGCAGGAUUGACGUCUGCGAGAAGGGCGUUUACCCAAGACACGGUGGACUCGAGCGCGAUGGGGCAGCGCAGCGAGAGCGUCUCGAGGUUGAGACAGCCCGCGAGCGUGAACUCAAACGGCAGACGGACAUCUGUGCCGCGCCGCGAUCAGUUGCCGACGUCCGUGGAAAAAGAUGUGGAUGAUGCCUACCUCGGUAGCUUGAGCAGUACCAGUCGAGGUCAACGUGCUUCAGCGUGGGUGCAGACGCACGCAGCAACUCCCCGAGCAUUAUUGCAUCGCCCUCGAAGGCGAGGCAGGCGGAGAUGCUCUCUAGUUCAUCGCACAGGUGCUCCUGUAGGAACCAUUCGACCAGCUCCUGGAGAUCCAAAUCUCGUCCCAAAGUUAAGUUUUUGAUGCAGAUGCGGGCGGCUUGCCUACCGACGGGAAGACUAGCCAGAGUGUGAUGGUCACUCUCCCACGAUAUACCUCGGAGAGUGCAGUGCUGGAGCGACGGGAACGAGAGCAGGACGGUAGCAAAAUCUCCGAACGACGGAAAACGGCAGUACUGGAGUGUGAGGUCGGUGGUGUGUGUGAAGUUUUGCGGGAGGGCGCUGUGGAAGGCGAUGUUCAUCUCAAGAAAAGACAGUUCGAAUUGCUGGACGUUCGGCAACGUAGAGAAUAAUGUUGACCAGCUUUCGGAGAGCAGUUCACGGGCGGUAUCCCCGGGACUGACAUCGGACGCAUGGGGUACAGCUUUGGAUAUGCUUAAGUAUUGCGUGAACUGUCCGAGAUAGGGCGAACUAUCGAGCAGGUCCAGGAAGGUACGGAACGCCGCGGGGGAUGAAAGGUAUACUCGAUUGUAGAGGUGAUAACGUGCGGUAGGAUACCAAGAGCGACAAGUGAGGCUGCAAGCCUUCAAAGCGCUGCGAUCGUUGUGCAGAAAAUCGACAACGUAGUCGCUCAAUUCGCUUGGGAGGGUAACCAUAGUUCUAUUAAUCGC